Molecule: messenger RNA, 1797 nt
Organism: Lentinula edodes (shiitake mushroom)
Lineage: Eukaryota; Fungi; Basidiomycota; Agaricomycetes; Agaricales; Omphalotaceae
Product: major facilitator superfamily domain-containing protein
Exons: 18
Coding region: 176-1555 (459 amino acids)
Biological process (GO): transmembrane transport
Cellular component (GO): membrane
Molecular function (GO): transmembrane transporter activity
Source: RefSeq, a predicted model, not a curated record
AACGAGAAGGGCUCCUCAAAGAGCAAUAUCUCUGAGUUGGAGCUUUUCGCUGAUAAUGGUGACGUGGUGCUUGAUCCCGCAGAAGCCUCGCGAAUCAGAAAAAAGAUCGACUGCAAGCACAUAUUCUCUUGUGCUCAACGCGCAUUCAGUAACAUGAUCACUGAUAGAUGUUCUUAUGCCUCUUAUGUGCACUUUGUACUUUAUUCAAUACCUUGACAAGAGUACCUUGGGUAGUUCUUCCAUCCUUGGAAUCUUAACCGCUACACAUCUUGACGCAAACGAGCUGAGCACUGUGUUUUAUCUGAGCUACCUCGUUUUCGAAUAUCCUCAAAAUCUAGCUCUCCAGAGAUUCCCUGUUGGAAAAUGGCUGAGUUUGAACAUAUUCAUUUGGUCAGUUGCCCUCUGCUGCCAUGCCGCAUGUCGAAACUUUAGGGAGCUCGUCGUCGUACGAAUUAUCCUUGGGAUGUGUGAGGGAUCGAUUACAGCUGGCUUUCUAUUGGUUAGUUCCAUGUUUUAUACCCGGAAUGAGCAAAUGCUUAGGGUGGGCUAUUGGUAUCUCAUGAACGGGACGGCACAAAUUGCGACUGGGUUCAUCAGUUUUGGUGUCUUGCAUAUUCAAACCAGUGGCUUCCAACCUUGGCAAUGGCUGAUGAUCAUCACUGGAAUCUUAAGCUUUAUUACCGCGGCCGCGUUCUGGUUCUUGUUCCCCGAUUCGCCGACUACAGCAUGGUUCCUUACGCCUGAAGAGAGAGUCACAGCCAUUCAAAGAGUCAAGGUGAACCAAACCGGGGUUGGAAAUAAGCACUUUAAGAAGGAACAAUUUUACGAAGCCAUACGGGACCCUAAAACCUGGGGUUUCGCCCUUUUCUCUGGAAUAUCUAACGUCACCAAUUCUAUCUCAGCACAAUCUCCAUUAAUCACGGCUUCCUUUGGGUUCACUUAUCUCCAAACUUCAUUACUGGGUAUCGUCGGCGGCCUCAUAGAGAUUUGUACCAUCUGGACUGGAGUCAAUAUUUGUGCAAGGAUUCCGAAUAGUCGGGCGUACAUUGGGGCCAUAUACAUCCUGCCCAACAUCGUUGGGCUGCUCAUGGUUAAUCUUAUCAACUGGAAUGAUAGGAUCGCGCUUCUAGCGGGACAGUAUCUGAACGGUCUUGGGACCACAUCUUUUGUUCUGAUGCUUUCAUGGCUUAACGCCGUUACCGCUGGUCAGACUAAAAAAAUAACAGUAAACGCGAUCAUGCUUUGCGCAUACUGUAUUGGAAACGCCGCUGGCCCUUUUAUGUGGAAACAAAAAUAUAAGCCAAGAAAUCACGUCCCGUGGGCCGUUAUCGGAGCCUGCUAUGUCUCUACUAUAACUCUUCUCCUACUCCUGCGACUGUACAUGUCCCGUGAGAACCGAAAGCGCGACGCAGAACCUCAGGACGAGGCGGCGGACACCGAUGUUUAUGUGAAACAAGAGUCAGCGGAGGGAGAUAUAGUCAAGAUGUUAAAAGUGGACAAGGGAUUCCUGGACAUGACUGAUGUACAGAACAGGAGCUUCAGAUAUGUUCUGUGAUUAAAUACGUAUAUCAUGACAAACCGUCUGCUUUCAGGAAAUGUAAAUGAUCGGGUCAGAGUUACAUACGUCUGUACAAAGGCUGUGACCCUUGAACGCAAGAUGAAUUAACGAUACGUUCGAAAAUCACCGACUGAUCUUCUCCGAAAAGAUCCUGAAUAUGUAUGCAAGGGUUUCAUUUGACGAAGAAUCCAUGUCCGCCACUUGUAUUACAAUGCUAAGGAGGAGAAAAUUUUCGAUGA